AGAACUGGGUUGACUAAAAAAUGACAGUGACGCCAUUUUCGAUAUUUAUGGAACGUGCGGUUUUUUUCAUCGACUUUUGAAAAUAACGCUUCAAGUACAGUUAAUAUUUGUGUAAAAUCAGUGAAAGACUAAUUGUUUCGCAAAUGCGAAAGCCUAAGCGUAGGAUAACGUUUAAUUAGAGCAUGUCUGUACACUACAAAUUCAAAUCGGCACUAGAGUAUGAUACAGUUACCUUCGAUGGCCUACAUAUUUCAGUGAAAGACCUAAAGAAUGCUAUCUUACAACAAAAACGAAUAGGAAAAAGUACGGAUUUUGAUUUGCAAGUAACAAAUGCACAGACCAAAGAAGUUUACGAGGAUGAAAACGCUUUGAUACAAAAGAACGCAUCGCUACUCAUAGCGAGAAUACCUGUGAUACCGCAGAAAAAUAAAUCAUGGGAAGGUUACGGCGGUGAUAACACACCGCCUCAAACGAAACUAGAUGAAGGUGGACCCGUAGCCAAAGAAGUCGAUCUGUCGAGCCUCGAUGCUCCCGAAGAUGAUAAAAUUAGAGCUAUGAUGUCUCAAUCCACGCAGGAUUAUGAUCCUAGCAAUUAUAUAAAACUUCGAGGAGCUAAUCAAGUGGGAGCGGUUCCGCCGAAUUACAGAUGCUAUAAGUGUCAUCAAGGCGGACAUUGGAUAAAAGAUUGUACAUUUGCACUAGGAGCUGAGCCAGUGGAGAUCAAGAAGAGCACCGGCAUCCCCCGUAGUUUUAUGAUAGCCGUGGAAGGUCCGCAAGUGCCCGGCGCCAUGAUGACCCCCAACGGGCAGUUCGCCGUGCCCCUCGUCGACCAUCAGGCUUACAAUCAGAAACCGGCGCCGGCGAUCGCCCAGACGCCCAAAACCGACAUACCCGAAGACCUGCUCUGCAACAUUUGCUCGGAUCUGCUGACCGACGCCGUGAUGAUCCCCUGUUGCGGCAAUUCCUUCUGCGACGAAUGCAUCAGAGGCGUGCUGUUGGAGAGCGAAGACCACGAGUGUCCCGAUUGUCACGAAAAGGACAUUUCGCCGGAUACUUUGAUACCGAAUAGGUUUUUAAGAACGUCAGUUUCGAAUUUCAAGAAUACAACGGGCUACGUUAAGGUUCCUUCGCAACGACCGCCUAAGGCCGAAGUCGCAGCUAUUUUAAAAGAAGAGUCCGCCUUAAAACCAGAAAUAGACCAAGAAAAGCACACGGUCAUAUCCGAAGCGGAUUCCACAGAACUCAUUAAAUCUCAAAAUACCGAUAACAUAAAAAAAAACGAAAAUGAUUCCGUAGAAGGUCCCCCUGGCGUGUCGCCUAAAAGUUCCCCUCGUGAUCAUCGAAAGUAUCGCGAACUUUCUCCCAGAAGUCCCAGGGAACGACGAAUUAGGCGUAAAAGUCGGAGCUUAAGCAGGAGCAUCUCGCCGCGCAGGAGCCCCCGUCGACGGAGGACCAGAUCCAGGAGCAAGUCGAGAUCUCGAGACAGAAGGUCCGGAACGCCCACCGUGGACGAACCCCUCGCAUCGAAUAACUUCCCUUCGAAUUAUGCAACAUCUACCAUCGGAACUGUGGGUCCUAUACAGGGUCAUCCGCCUCCGAUUCCAGGCAAUUUUCCGGCCCCCAUCGGAACGUUUCCAGCUCAAGGACCGCCGCCCAGUUACAGAUAUCCCCCGCCCGCGGGCGGCGCUCCUUACAUGCCUCCCGGGCCUUAUAGUAUUCCACCUAGAGGCAUGUUCGACGUUACCAGGCCCCCCAUCGGCGGACCUCCGCCCAAUUUCCAGGGCUUUCCGCCGAGGAACCAUCGGGAUUACAACAGGAGAAUGUUGGACAGGGCGCCGCCCGGAGUAAUCGACGAUCCGUUGGCGGCGUUCAAUAGGCUGUUGAGAGAAAAGGACGAACAGAAACGCAGGGCCAAGCAGAGGGGUUUCCGGAGGAGUUACAGCAGGAGCCGCAGUCGCAGCAGGAGUUACAGCAGAUCGCCGAUACGGCGCAGGAGUCGAUCUCCGCGGCCGAGCAGACGGUCGAGGAGUCGAUCGAGAUCGUUUUCGUUGAGCCGGUCUCGAUCGAGGUCAUUCUCAGGCAGUCUAAGAGGUUCGCCCCACAGGCAAUUAUCACCUGCCAGGCGUUCCCCUCCGCCUGGCGCGCCCCGAAGGGGCUCCAGGUAUAGGUCACCUCUGAGAUCGCCUCCAAGAUCGAGGAUUAGAGAUAGAGACUACGACGAUGAUAGAGAUUACGACAGGCACGAUCGUAGAGACAAUCGUAGAGGUAGAGAGAGGCGAUCGCCUAGAGAUAGAGACCGCGACAGAGACAGAUACUACGAUAAUUACGAUGAUAAAAGAGGAGGAGUGGCUCCGUCGAGGGGCCACCAGGCCCAAUGGAACCAACCGAGGUCCGAUGGUUAUUUCCCGCCGGCUCCGCAACCGUUGCAAACAGGAUACCAACCGAACAGAUUCGGACCAGCGCGAGAUUUCGGGCCGCCUUUCAUGAACAAAGACCCGCCGCCGUUCAGCCAGCCCCUGCCCCAAACCAUCCACAGCAUCCAACCCCAGCGACAGUACCAGGACGUCGCCCCGCCGGGCGUCGACGACGACAUAGCGCCCCCCGGCGUCGACGAGUACAACAAGCCGGCCGAGAAGAAGGAGCCCGCCAAGAAGGAGGAGAAGCCCGACAAGCGCAAGGACUCCGCCGACAGGAAGCGCAGGCACGACAAGCGAAGCCGAACGCCCGACAAGCGCAAAUCGCGCUCCAAGGAGCGCGAGAAAGACAGCCCCGACAAGCACAAGCGCAGGCGGCGCGAAUCCUCCGAGGACCGCAAAAAGGACCACUCCGACGACGAGAAAACCAAAAAAAACAAAGACAAGAAGAAACACAAGGACAAGAAGGAGACCGAGAAGAAGAAGAAGCGCGACAAGAAGGACAAACACAAGAAGGAUAAGGAGAGCAAAGACAAGAAAUCCAAGGAGGAAUUCAGGCAGAUCAUACCGAAACACACCGAUGAUGAAGACGACGACGAUAAGAAGGAGAAGAAGCAGCACGGAGGCGAUAGAAAACGAUCCGAUAAAGACAAGCAUAAAAAAAUCGACAAACCGAAAGACGCCAAUGCGAAAGAGGAACGAAUCGAACACCAACAACAAGAAACCCACGCGGAAAUCAUCGACAAAAGCGAAGCUAAAGAUCCUAUAAACGAUAAUAAAGCAGAUGAUAGUAACAACAAAUCGUCGGAGAAGAAAGAACCGGAAUCGAACGAAGCCAAAGCGGAAUUGUACGACGACGCAUCGACCGACAUCGAUCCGAACGUGCUGGAAAACUACCGGAAAAUCAACAACGAUUCCCCGUUCGAAGGUCGCGAGGACGGCGUGAACAAACCGCCGCCCGACGACGACGACGAAACCGAAAUAACCGAAGACGGCGAAAUCAAGGACGUCGACGAGGAGAAGGACGUGCUCGAGCUGCACUCGACCGACCUGGACCUCAAGACGGAGCUCGACAAGAGCGACAUCCUGGCGCCGGUGCCGGAGAAAUCCAAAUGGGAGGUGGACGACGACGGGGCGGCUGCCGCGACCGCGACCGCCGCCGGAGCCGGAGCCAGCCCCGACGAAGACUCGUCGAUCGAUAAAAACGGCAAGGUGACCAACGAGGUGCUGAAGCGAGCCGAGAACGCCAUCUUCGCCAAAGCCAUCAACGCCAUCCGGCCCAUAGAAAUCAAGAAAAUCGGCAACGAUCGGGCGAAGCUCUAUUCGGGCGACAAGGAGCCGGAGAAAAUCGUCCAGGCGCCGGCCAAAAUCGAACCGCCGCCCGUGCGGUUGUCGGUGAAAGAACGAUUAGGGGUUAAAGUCGACGAUGCCAACGACAAAGUGAUCAAUCUAAGCAGGAGAUCUAACACGGUGUCGCCGUUUUCGAGGCGCGGCGAACUCGGCAGGAACGCGAGCGCGGGCGAGAAACGCCCGCACCAGGACUCGCAGGACGAUCGACGCAAACGAUCGAGAUCGAGGAGGAGCAGCAGAGAAAGGCGAAGGCAAAGAAGCGACGAUGGUAAAUCGUACAGACGAGGCGAGAGCGCGCGAAGCGAUCACAAACGCGACAAAACCAAGAAAGACAAGCAACCCAAGAAGGUCGAAGAUGACGAGAAGAAGUCGAAGAGGAAGCGAUCGAGGACGCGCAGCCAAAGCAAGGAUAAGCUGAAGAGGAAAGAGAAGAAACCCAAGCGGGAGAAGGCGAAAAAGAAGGACGAAGAUGAGGGUAAAAUCGAGGAUCAGAAGGACCCAGUAGGUUCGUUGGCGACCAGCAAGCGCAAGGCGACCAUCGACGAGGCGAACUUCGAGCCGGAUUACGACGAAUCGCAUUCGGACGAUGAGGACGAGAAGAAGGCGAAGCGGAAACCGGCGAAGAAGGAGUCCGAGCGCAGUUCGAGCUCCGAGUCGGGAUCGUCGUCGAGUUCGCAGGAGGAGCGCAAGAAGAGCAAGAAGCGCAAGAAGCACAGGAAGAAGAAGAGGAAGGAGAGCAGCACGGAGAGCUCGUCGGAGGAGUCGGAGUCGAGCGACAGCGAUAAGGAUCGCAAGAGGAAGAAGCACAGGAAGACCAAGAAGAAGAAGAAGAAAUCGAAGAGGAAAACGUGAAGGGGAAUCGAAUGAUUCCGGUUUGGUUUACUAUGUAUUGUGUACUGUAGGUAGGUAUUUAUAUCGAUGACGUUUCAUUUUUUUUUGUAUAAUGUACAUGCAUAAUUUAAGUCGAUGUGUAAUGAAAUUAUGUUUAAUACAAUCUAGUUAA
Phyllotreta striolata is the source of this 4767-nucleotide messenger RNA. NCBI's taxonomy places the organism in Eukaryota, Metazoa, Arthropoda, Insecta, Coleoptera, Chrysomelidae. The record is from the annotation of a GenBank genome assembly.